UUGAGCCUAUGUUCACGUUAAAUUAGACACCCAACAAAUCGAAAAGGCGGUAAGAUCAGACCACGCCAGAGUGUCGGAGGUGUGCAUUUUUACAAGACUACGUGAGAAAAGAGUGCCAAAACCAGGACGGAUGUCGCCUAGACGAACUCGUGCAGCAACGGCGGAACAAUCUGCUGUUUCUACUAGAUCUAAGGCACAAAAAGUAAAUGUGAAUCAUGAUGUGGUCAAGUCAGCACAGAAAGUCAGACAGUCGCAGAGGAAGAGAAAAUCUAAUGUUAAAGAUAAUUUAGAAGUCACUAUCAAGCAAAAUACUAAAAAAGAGUCACCUGAUCUAGAGGUAACAUUCAAAAAGUCCACAAAGAAGAAAGCUGCUCGCCGGAGGCUUAAUUUAGACAAAGGAGCAGAUACAUCUGUAUCACAAGAAGACCAAAAUAUGAAUCUCAGUGAAUCAAUCAGAGUGUUAAGAAAUAAGCAUUGCAACAAUAAUGCAAUGGAACUUGACAAGACUUUUCAGUACAAUACCUCAAAAAAUCAGGAUUCGGAGAAAAUGCUUAAUAGAACAUUACAACGGAAUAUCUCUGCCACGAAUGCAAAGAUAUCGCCUGUCAUAGUUACUCCUAAAAGUACACCUCCCAAACUUAGUCUUACACCGCACAGAUCUAAAAAAACACCCAAAAAAUCACCGAUCUCCAUAGGUUCUCCAAAGACACACUCAGUAGCUGUACCAAAGCUAUUUAAGAGUCCACGAAAGUUAUCUCUCGUUACUACAGGCGAGGAUUCUGAGGAAAGUUUAGAAAAAUCAGAUAGUGAUUCUCGCAGUAAGAAAUCACAAAAAAGCAAAAAGAACAAUCUAGGCAAUAGUCCAAUAAAAACUCAUUCCAAGUCCAAUAAAAAUGAAUCAAUAUCACCAAAAGUAAAACGUAAUCGCGAGAAGUCUGAUUUAAAUUUAAUAAUACGUAAAUUCUCGAAAUCUCCGAAAAUAGUGUUAAAAUCCUCAAAAUCAAAAAAAUCAAAAUCACACAAAUUGAAAUUAUUAUCUCCAUCCCAAAUACAAAUAAGUCUGGGAACAAAGCCUUCCAUGAGUCUUGAUACUACGCCAAAUGUUGAAAAUGAUAAAUCGUCCAAAAUUAGUCCCAAAAAAUCUCUUUUAUCUAAGAAAAAGAAUUUGUCAUCAAUUAACUAUUGUUUAAGUCCAAAAUUAACAAAGAUAAUGACGACUUCACAAAUAAAAGAUGUGUUGGCUGAACCAGUAGUACUUUUAGAUAAAUUAUCGCCUGAAAACUUGAAACAAAAAUAUGUGGUCGCUAAUAAAACUCGAGAUAUUUCGAUCAAAGUAAAAUCUCCCUCAAACAGGGAAAAAAGAAAUUUGAAGAUAUUCAGAAUACAAGUUAAGAACGUUUUUGAAGAUGCAUCUUCUAAGCAAAGUUCUAAUUCUAAAUUAAGAAAUAAUAGUAUGGAGAAACCACGAAUUAGUGAUACUAACCAAAUAUCAAGAAUUAAAUAUAAUACAUUAAUACAAGGGAAAGCGCCCUUAGUAUCAUCCACUCCACGAGAGAGAAAAAUGAUAUCAAGAAACACUAGUUUGUGUUCUAAUACUUCUGAUUCUGUAAAUAACACUUCUCUUAAUACUAGAUCAAAAAAUCAAUCCAAUAUGCAGCUAGCUAGCACAAUUGAUAAAAAUACAGAUAUUGAGAAUAUAUCUUUACCUUCUCUUUUUGAUAAAGAAAUUAGUGAUACUAGUCAAUCUCUCCUUUCAAAUGUUACGAAAUUAAACACUACUUAUGACAAGGAUAAUUCGAUAGAAAAGAAACAAGGAAAAAAUAGGAAUACCUAUGAAUUGGAACAACCUCAGAUGCUAAGUUUACAACAAAUGACGAAAAAGCGCAAUUCAACAGAUGCGAAUUUAAGCAUAAAAGAUAACGCUAAAAAAGCUAAAGUACAUUUUGCGGAUAUAUCAUCUGAUAUAAAUAGUGCACAAAACUCAGUUAAAAAGCUGCAUGGAUCACGAUCAAGUAUAUCACGUAAUAUUAAUGUACAGCAUAGAAACAAUGUUAUGAAUUCAGCACAAAAAUUGAAAAGGACUGAAACUGCAAAGCUUACUCGGAACUCACUAAUUUCUCCUUUUACGAGCUCAAAUCCAAGAAUAUACAAAGGCACACCGAUAAUUCCGGUGAAUUCAAUUCAAGUAACACCAAAAACUUUUGCAUCAGUUGAAAAGAAAUCAGAGAAAAAAUCAUCGCUGAAAAAAGUACCAAAUUUUGGAAGGAUACAUGAACAAAUGUUUGCUAAAUCAGAAUCGCUUGUAGAUGCAAAGAAACGUUUGGAAGCUAGACAUCUAGCGUUCACUAAGAACAAAUCAUUUUCAAAAGAUGAGAAAUCAGAACAGAAGAAACCAUUGCCAAGCGACACAAAGGACGGUAUUCAUAACAGAUUUGGAUUUAAAUUGAAAAAGCCAGAAGCUACGCAUCUUAUAUUGAAAAAACAAACUAUUUUUGCAAAAGCAGCAACAUGA
Messenger RNA from Cyphomyrmex costatus, 2512 nucleotides. RefSeq lists its product as uncharacterized. The coding region runs from base 131 to 2512 and encodes 793 amino acids. Lineage: Eukaryota; Metazoa; Arthropoda; Insecta; Hymenoptera; Formicidae. The record is from RefSeq and is a predicted model, not a curated record. The transcript has 5 exons.